Homarus americanus (American lobster) is the source of this 647-nucleotide messenger RNA. Its product is annotated as S-phase kinase-associated protein 2-like. The transcript has 3 exons. Gene Ontology annotation, molecular function: protein binding. NCBI's taxonomy places the organism in Eukaryota, Metazoa, Arthropoda, Malacostraca, Decapoda, Nephropidae. The record is from RefSeq and is a predicted model, not a curated record. The coding region runs from base 101 to 625 and encodes 174 amino acids.
UUGUAUAUUUUGUAUUAUCAGCUCUUUAGUGUAAUCUACAACAUCAUCAUAUAUUCAUUACAGAAAGCGCAGUUAUGAUAAGGAGAAUAGCAACAGUAACAUGAAGUGCACAAGAUGGAGUUUGGGUGGUGAUGUUAGCACAAACCCUCCACUGCUGGCAGACAUGGGUUUGUCAAUACUUCAAGAUGAGGAGAGUAUAGGAGGACCCACACCUACACCACCUGUCACACAAGUUAAUGAAGACAAACCUCCACCUCCUCCAAAGGUGCUACAACAAACUAAUCAGAAUGUACUUAGUCAUGGAACCUUUCUUCCUGAUGACUCUGGAAAUGAAGAAGAAUUUUUUGUUUAUAAACGUAGAAGAUUAGAUGCUAUUGGAGGGGAUGAUAAAUUUAAUCGAAUGUCAGAUGAGUUGAUUUUGUCAGUUUUCCGAUGGCUUCCAAAGUUCAUGUUGGCUAGGUGUGCCCAAGUAAAUAGAAGAUGGAAGAGAUUAGCAUUUGACGAAACGCUAUGGCGAAGACUUGAUCUUGGAGGAAAGACACUUAAGCCUGGAGUUGUAGGCCGAGUCAUUCUCAGAGGAUCCAGUGUUCUCAGACUGGCUAAAGCUGAAGUAAGUCUUCACUGAUGAGUGCAUUAUUGCCACAACA